AUGGCAAGACUUCGGCCAGAGGAGCCUCAAGACUCCGCCUCGGAAGACGACUCAUCAGUCAUCGAACAGAAGACCAGAACCGUUGCCUUUGGGGGCUCUGAGCCGUCAGACUCGGACGCCGAAGAAUCUGAGAGCUCUGAUGGCUCGCAAGCGCCCCGGAGAAAAGCCCAUCACGGCGCCUUCUUCGACACGGAAGCCCUCGACGACAGCGCCAGCGAAAGCGACGAUGGCGAAGGCUCUGACGAUUCGGGCGAUUCAGAUCCCUAUGGAAGCUCCGGAGCACGAGCGAAGCCCUUUUGGGGACACGCUGUCGAUGGACCCCGCUCCUUCCCUCAGUUCAUGCGGCUGCCCAUUGAGCUGCGUGCACUCAUCUGGCACUAUUUCUGCGAUGAUCUGAACGUAUCUCACCGCGUUCUGGAGUUUUUUAUUCGCAGGAACGUGCGCGGAAAGUGGCUGGCUUUUGCCGGCAACUCGUUGCUCGCAAGGACGGCCGCCUCGCGGGCCAUGCUCUCCGUCUACCACGAAACCCGCAACCUGUACCUCGGCAGGUAUCCCCAUGUCCUCGACUUCUACACUGAGGAAUUAAAGCCCGCCACGUUUCCCUUCAACCGGGAUAGCGAUAUAGUCAUGAUCUCAGCCGGCGACAUCGAUGACGACCUGAAAGACUCAGGACCUUACAGCUAUGCGGACGGUCCCGACCGCUUUGAGAUCCCCGGCCUCUCAGACAGGAUCAAUCAUCUCGGCGUGGAACUGCCGCUCUCAAGAAGGAGCGACGCAGAUUUCAUCCCCUAUCAGUACUUUCUGAGCAUGCCCAACUUGAAGGCCGUGUACCCCUGCUUCGACAUCGAUGACCCUCAAAUUCACGUGUCAGACUUGAAAUGGUGUUUCUCUGACCACGCUAUUUCUUGCCAUGCAGAUACGGAGGAAAUUGAGCCCGGUUUCGGCGAGGAUUUGGAACUGAUUUAUGUGUGGCAUGACCCCAACGCCGAGUGCAACGGGGAAGGCGACUGUGCCACUCUGACUGCUCUCACUGGCCCUGGGUCCCUGAAUGCUUUCACUGGCCCUGGGUCCCUGAGAAAGAAUCUCCCGGAUGUUGACGAAGACGACUACAAUGACCUGAGCGAAGAAGCCAGGGUGGUCUGGCUCAAGGAAAUGGAGAGGCUCGAUGCGAUCAUGCUCUGCCCUAUGAGGCUGUUCUCCGGCUACAGACACAACUACCUGCUCAAUGUAGUGCGCCAAGCACGGUUGCCCGACGGUACAUUGGAUGAGGAGCGCCUCGUUUGGUCGGAGGACGACGAUGUGCCAGAGCCCGACUCGUUCCUAGACAACUACGACAGCGACGGUAUCGACGACGCUACAGUCCCAGAACCCGAGACAGACGACGACGAGGGCUCUGGGAUCGAGGAUGACACGCUGGCGAUGGAGUUGGGGCAAGGUUGGGCUGAAUCUUCUGCUGGGUUUUCACCAGUGGAAGGUGAGAUCCAGACGCACGAUCAUAGCGUGUACACAAUUCAUGACUCCUCAGAAGAAGAGGAAGCAGAAAGUAUGGAGGAAGAGGAGGCUGCGUCGCCGCCGAGAUCACCAACUAAGCGGAUAAGGGGUCGCCAGAUCAUCGAGGACGACAGCGACGAGGAUGAAGCUGGUGACGAGUCGGUCAUGGAGAUCGCUGCGCCAGAGCCAUUGCGGAGUAAAAAGCGAUCACGUGUCAUUCUAUCUGAUGAAGAAGACGAGGAAGAGCCUGCAGUACAAAGCAGGCCCGCAAAACGAGCUCGACCCGUGGUCAUCGAUGACGAUGACGAAGAGGAGGACGAGGAGUCUGACGUUGAGGAGGUUGCUCAGAAGACUCGCGGACGCGGGUCCAGUACGAGGGCGCCAGUCGUUCUGUCAGACUCGGAAGAGGAGGAGUCUGAUGACGAGGAUGAAGACGAGCCGCCAAAAACACUUUCACUCGCAGAACGCCUGCGACUACACCGAGAGGCGAAUCCCAUUGAUGAUUCGGAAGAAGGCUCCAGAUCAGAAGAAGACGAAAACGAUUACACCAGAGGCACGGACGAGGACGACUCGGAAAGAGGUUCGGAUGAUCUGGUGCUGGGAAUGGCAGACGAUGGCGAAGAAGACGAAGACGAAGAAGAAGACGAAUAUGAAGACGGGUACAGCUAG
This is a messenger RNA of Verticillium dahliae VdLs.17, 2160 nucleotides long. RefSeq lists its product as uncharacterized. Lineage: Eukaryota; Fungi; Ascomycota; Sordariomycetes; Glomerellales; Plectosphaerellaceae. The transcript has a single exon. The record is from RefSeq and is a predicted model, not a curated record. The coding region runs from base 1 to 2160 and encodes 719 amino acids.